CUAAAACGGAGAACGAGCUCAACUUCUUUGAAUAAGGCUGAUAGCGAUGACGAAGUGUCGUUAUCAAAAAGUGAUGUUAUACUUUCAUUUAAUAUCGAGGUUGUAGUCAUGGAAGUACAAAAUUUAAAAUCAUUAGCAUCUAAUCGAAUCGUUUAUUGCACAAUGGAAGUUGAUAGUUGUGCGAAACUUCAGACCGAUCACGCAGAAGCUUCUAAGCCAUCAUGGGAUACACAAGGAGAUUUUACAACGAAACAUCCAUUACCAACGAUAAAAGUGAAAUUAUAUACUGAAAUAAAGAGUAUUGUUUCAUUUGAAGACAAGGAACUCGGCAAAGUUGUUAUAAGGCCGACGCCGAAUUGCUCGAAAGCACCAGAAUGGUAUAAAAUGACCGUUCCCAAAAAUAGUUCAGAUCAAAACUUAAGGAUAAGGAUAGCAAUUAGAGUUGAAAAGCCACCAAAUCUCAAAUAUUGUGGUUAUUGUUACGCUUUAGGCCGAUUAAUAUGGAAGAAAUGGAAAAGGAGAUUUUUUUGCCUCGUUCAGGUAUCUCAAUAUGCCUUUGCAAUGUGUAGUUAUAGAGAAAAGAAAGCAGAUCCAACAGAAUUCAGUUCAUUAGAUGGUUUUACUAUUGAUUAUAUGCCCGAACCUGAUCCAGAUUUAUACAAUCAAGGAGGAAAAUAUUUUUUCACUGCCAUAAAAGAAGGAGAUGAAUUGAAAUUCGCAACCGAUGAUGAAAAUGAAAGGCAUAUGUGGGUUCAAGCUUUGUAUCGUGCUACAGGACAGGCCUAUAAACCAGUACCUCCAAAACAGUCAUCAGUUUUGUCAACUAAAGUACAAGGUUUCGCGGACAAGGCAAGUAAACAUGGCAUGGAUGAAUUAAUCCAGGCAGAUCCGAUAAACUACAAUCAUGACCAUCUCUUUAGUAAACUUCAGUCCUUAACACUCGAUUUUCGAUUAAACGAACCAGUUUGCUCUUUGGGAUGGUUUUCUCCUGGGCAAAUCUUUGUAUUAGAUGAAUAUUGCGCACGUUAUACGGUUCGAGGAUGCCACAGGCAUGUAUCGCUUCUAAGGGAUUUAUUAAACAAGGCAGAUGAUGGCUUUUUAAUUGACCCAACAUUAAUACAUUACUCUUUCGCAUUUUGCGCUUCGCAUGUUCACGGUAAUCGACCGGACGGAGUGGGGACAGUGACACUUGAAGAAAAGGAAAAAUUUCAAGAAGUUAAAGAGCGCUUAAGGACAUUACUGGAAAAGCAAAUCACGAAUUUCCGAUAUUGUUUUCCAUUUGGGAGGCCCGAAGGCGCACUUAAAGGAACUCUUUCGCUAUUGGAACGAGUUCUAAUGAAAGAUGUUGUUUCUCCAGUUCCACCAGAAGAGGUGAGAAAUGUUAUCAGGAAAUGUCUUGAGGAUGCUGCAUUAGUUAAUUACACUCGGAUCUGCAAUGAAGCAAUGCUUGAGCGUGAGGUUUUACACAAAGAACGUAUGGGCUCUGAUGUUAGUCCACAACAGCGAAUUGAAGAUAUGAUAAGAGUUACGGAAUUUUGCAUUGAUUUGUUAAAGGAAAACGAAGAACACCAUGGAGAGGCAUUUGCUUGGUUUAGUGAUCUACUCGCUGAUCAUUCCGAAAUUUUUUGGUCAUUAUAUUCGGUGGAUUUAGAUGCCGCGCUUGACGUACAACCACCUGAUUCGUGGGAUUCAUUCCCAUUAUUUCAAUUACUAAACGAUUUUCUAUGUAGUGAACCAAAUUUAAAGAAUGGCCAAUUUCAUACGAAAUUAAUUCAUCAGUUUUCGCCGAAAGUAGUACGUUAUAUAGAUUUAAUGGAACAUUCAAUAGCGCAUUCAAUAGAAAAAGGUUUCGCGAGAGAGAAAUGGGACGUGCGCAAAGAUGGUUGUGCAACUUCAGAGGAUAUAUUUUGGAAAUUGGAUGCACUUCAAGGAUUCAUUCAAGAUCUCAAUUGGCCUGAGGACGAAUUCGCGAAAUAUUUGUUAAUGAGGAUGAAAACAUUAGCAAAUGAAAUGAUAAGCAAAUGUGCUAAUUGUACUUAUCAAUAUUUCGAUUCAUUUAUGCAAAGAGCUCGAAAAUCCACUGAUUAUAUUCUUCCAUCAGAGAUAUGUGUCAUGAUUAAUGUUAUUUUUUCAUCGAAAACGCGAGCAGCGAAAUUGACAAUGGACUCUGGAGAGUAUAAAUAUCAUUCGAAAUUAGAUGAAACAUUGGAUACUAUGUUAAAAGAUAUGGAAACGUCAAUUCAAGACAAACUCUUAUCAGUGCUCGAAUUUACUUUAUCUCGCCUUACUCGCUAUGAUGAAGGAAAUCCUAUUGGUGCCAUUCUCUCAAUUGCUCAAAAACAGACAAACGUACAAGCACAGAAUUCAAGCCAUUUGGGUCAUUCAUAUGUUACUUUUAUGCGUGUUUGCAUGGAGCAGUUACGUCAAGUCGUUAUUGAUGAACUUUGGGUGAAUGGAUUAUUUGAGCAUUGGUAUGAAGGGCAGAUGAAAUUUAUAAACGAUUGGUUAAUUGAGCGCCUACAACAAUCACUUUCACCUUAUCAGCUUACUUGCCUAUCAUUCAUAAUCAAGAAAGUGUAUUCGGAUUUCGAAUUACAAGGAAUCGAUGAAGAAUUAUUAAACAGUAAAACUUAUCAGUCGGUUAUGAGAAGGCUACGAUUGGAGGAAACAAAUUGUGCGUUAAAUGAGAAAAUUUCAAGUACAUCAAGCUCAGUUAGUAGUACGGCUUUGAUUGGAAAUGCUACACAAGCAGUAACAAAUAUGGGUUCGAUGGUAGAAGGAGCUGGUGCGAAGGUUUUUGCACUUUUCAGGUGA
Messenger RNA from Dracunculus medinensis (Guinea worm), 2814 nucleotides. NCBI's taxonomy places the organism in Eukaryota, Metazoa, Nematoda, Chromadorea, Rhabditida, Dracunculidae. The record is from the annotation of a GenBank genome assembly.